Messenger RNA from Saxophila tyrrhenica, 1629 nucleotides. RefSeq lists its product as uncharacterized. Bases 1 to 1629 code for a protein of 542 amino acids. The record is from RefSeq and is a predicted model, not a curated record. The transcript has a single exon. Lineage: Eukaryota; Fungi; Ascomycota; Dothideomycetes; Mycosphaerellales; Extremaceae.
AUGCAACGCCUCACCACACGAUUACGCCGCAGGCUCGGUGUUGUUAACCCCCGAAAACCUCAUGCUUCCAAGCAGGCCCCAAAAGGCUUCAUCAAUAUCAAAGAUGCGAAGACUUCACAAGCGGUGCUACAGAUUCUCAGCCAAAAGACUGCCCGUACAUCAGGUUUGCUUACGGGGGUGUCCAGCACAUGCACUGGAGAUCAUCUGAGUCCCGCUCAAGCAAGCGGCAGCAAUAGCCCAGAAGACGAGAGCAGCACAGAGGUGCCUGACGAGGUUGCGUCAAGUGACGAGAACACUGUAACUGCUACCCCCACUGGCGACGCAGAGCCCGACACCAAUCCGACAGUCGACCAGAGUGAUGGUGGCAGCCAGACAGCGAUCUCUGAGCCAAUGCAGGCUACUCCAGCACUAUCACCAGAGCAGGCACAAGCACUCCGCAAUCAGCAGCAUUGGGAGUUCCCCACCGAAGAAGAAACAGACUACACGCAAGGACCUGCACGGAUGGCGUUCGCAACAGACGGGCUACAGGAGUGCGCGGCGGUGUUGAUGACGCUGCCCUUGUCGCAAAAGCCUCAAAUCGCUCUGCAGGCACAGCGCGAGUUCAUCGUUGAGGACAAGAAAGCACUCAGGAGGCAGCAAGCUUUGGGAAGACUCCUCUCUGCCAUCAAUGCUCAAAUCUCGAGACGACACAUCAAACAGUGCGACGACGAUCUGACUGGGGACGGAAUGCUCGCCCUGAUCCAGGAGCUAGCCAUUCUGGACCAGAUGGUCGAGGAGACCAAGCGUCAGCAACACGAACUCAAAGUUGACGUCGAGUGCAAGAUUGAGAACACAAGGAGGAUCUACGAGGACGCCAUUGCCGGAUUCGAGGAGGUCUAUGUGGCUGCUGGACUCAUAGAGCCCAUCGAUCACGACAUUGACCUGCCCUAUGAAGAAGUCGAUCUGCAAGACGAGUACCAGAAAUUCUGCGAAAAGCAGAACGAGGUGGACGAGGCUUUCCCCGUGCCGGCUGCUCCUCUUGACACCGGUGCUAAGUGCAUGAUGGCUCCAUAUGUGCCAAUGACCGAGGAAGAGCAGAAAGUCCACCAACUGACGCGGGAAUACUGGGCAUGUGAAACUUUUCUCGAGCACGCGCAGAGACGCUUCGACCGUCGCGAUGAAGACCGAGCGCAAGAGCUGCAGUUCAACCUCGAUGCUCUCUCGCGCGGAGAGCCGACCACUGACGCUUCACAAGAUGGAUUCGACGUCCGUUGGGUCAAGCAGAUGCAGGAGAUUACGCGGGAUCUGAUCGACGCUGAGGCUGCACUGGAAGCGGCCAAAUCUGCUGCUGAAGUAGCUGGUACUGAUGUCGACUUGACGAACGAUGGGUGCUCGCCUUGGGCAAGCCCUGUUGAAGACGGCUACCGUCUGAGUAUGGAACAGGAGCUCAUCGAUUCUGUGCCUUCGCCUAAGAUCAAGAACUGGGUCACAGACAUCCCGGAUCUUGCCUCCCCAAGCUAUAAUGAGCGGUUCGAUGUGCCUGAUCAGUGGGAAGCGGAGGACGUUGACAUCUCCGGCAGUGUUAGUUUGGUUGCGGAAGGCGGUGAUCGAAAGCGUAUCCAGAAAUGGCGGCAGAUCUGUGGGUUGUAA